AUGUCAGGUUACAUCCUUCUUACGCUGCAGUUGGUAGUUGUAUCACUUCUAGUCACUUUGUGGCACGCCUUUACACCAGAUACUUGGUCAAAUCGAGUAGUUUCCUACAUAAUCAAUAGACUUUUGCUCUGGUGGUACCCAGUUUAUUCGACAGAUGGCUCAACACCCAUCCCAACUUGCCCAUACAGGUUUCCAGAUGGUGGAGGGAGUAUCAAGUUUCUGGACGGAGAGAACGUCUCACGUCAGUGGGCCGAGAAAUAUGGCCCGGUCUAUCGUAUAUGGGUUGGCCUUACACCAGAAAUUAUCUUGACCCGCGCGGAUGAGAUCAAGACGGUCUUCAAAGACUCUGGCAACCACUACAAGGCUUCAAACCUGAAUGGUGGAUGGGUGAUGGGCGAGCUAGUAGGCGAUGGUGUGGGACUCAUCAGUCAAGGACAUUGGAAACGAGUCCAUGCUGUGGUUUCCCCACCAUUUACCCAAAGGCCCACGACAUACGUCCCCUUUGUCCAGUCCCGCAUUUCCCGCCAUUUUUCUGAGCUAUACAAGCAGUAUGAAGGCGGGAGCUCACUGCGAAUCAAGCCCGCUGAGGAUCUUAAGCUUCUGCCUUUCUGGGUCAUUAGCGACCUUUUAUAUGGAAACCUGUCCCCGGAGAUGACAGAGGAACUCUUGCUCAUUACCGAUCUGCGCACUGAUGUGUUUCAAUAUGCUUUCAAGGGGGGAUUGUCACUCUUCUCUGUCAGCAAGAUAUUUUACCCCGCCAUAAGGAAAAAGCUGCACGUCUUCCACACUCGCUGGGCCGAUUUCAAUCGGAAGGCGUAUGAAUAUGCAAAAGAUCGCGACGACGCCUCUACGUGUGCCAUUGUUACCUUGUAUAUGGCUGUCGAUCAAGGUCAAAUUACAUCAACGGAGCUAAUGCACACAUUGGACGAAGCCCUGUUUGCCAACAUUGACGUGACAAUUGGGAGCUUCUCCUGGAUUCCACAAUUCCUGGCCGAGAAUGCAGGUCUCCAGAGCGAGCUGAGACAUGAGAUAUCACAAACCCGGUCCGACACAACUGCAGGUUCCUGGGUAAGAUACAUUGCUAGCAACUCAACUCUGCUGGCGAGCUGCAUCAAUGAAUCUGCAAGGUUGAAGCCAGUCACCAAUUACACAUACGCGCAAUCGAUGCCCACUGACCGUGAUGUGGGUGGAUACCGCAUUCCCCGGGGAACUUUCAUGGUAGUCGACACCAAUGCCUUGAAUAUUUGGGAUGACACGUGGGGCUCUGAUAAACUGGCGUUUCGUCCAGGCCGGUUUUUAGAGGAAUCCAGGUCCAGCUUUCGGUAUCGCUUUUGGCGUUUUGGGUUUGGGCCUCGUCAGUGUAUUGCACAGGCGUUGGCAGACACGAUUCUCAAGGUAUUGGUUGCAUACACUGUCGAGAAUUAUGAGCUGAAAUCCCCUGGGCAUUCUGCUGUGGAUGAGAAGGGCCCUCAGAAACGAGGCGAAGCUUGGUUCAAGGUUGCCGAGCAGGAGAUUAUUUUGGAGGCGCUAUAG
Molecule: messenger RNA, 1533 nt
Organism: Penicillium concentricum
Lineage: Eukaryota; Fungi; Ascomycota; Eurotiomycetes; Eurotiales; Aspergillaceae
Product: cytochrome P450
Exons: 3
Coding region: 1-1533 (510 amino acids)
Molecular function (GO): heme binding; monooxygenase activity; iron ion binding
Source: RefSeq, a predicted model, not a curated record